AUUCAAAUUACAAUGUCAGAGUCAAUAGGGACACUAGGCUACAAUUCAGAUACCCAAUCCAGGCACGAGUCAGGGGCAAUAAUCAGCUUGCCUUCGCUUUCAGAUACAAGCUCCGUCAAAAAGAAGAGAAAAUUAAGCCAAUCCAGUGAAAAAUAAGGGCUCUAAAGCUAAAAAGCCCAAGAAGAGCAAGCAUAAAGUCUUCGCAAAAAAGAACAAUCAGCUGAUCAGGAUCGAAGAGGCCAACCCUGGCCUUGAAGUCACCCAAAAUUUUAGCAAACAGUCUAACAUCAAAGUGGCAGUCAGGCUUCGCCCUCUUGGGGAAAAAGAGAUAGACGAAGAUCACUUCGAAAUAGUCCAAAUACUUGAGGACAAGGUCGUCCUCCUCCGAGAUCCCUUAGAGAUGAUGAACCAGAAAGAUUUCCUUAGCAUGAAUAGGUCCAAGGAAAAAUAGAUUCGCAUUUGAUACCGUCUUCGAUAAAGAUUCAGGCCAGGUUGAAAUCUUCAAUAAUACAACAAAAACUCUAAUCGAUGGCAUCAUUGAAGGCUAUAAUGCAACUGUUUUCGCAUAUGGAGCUACUGGCGCUGGGAAGACAUACACAAUGAUUGGAAAGGAGCAUGAUCCCGGUCUGAUGUUCCUCACAAUCAAAGAGCUAUUUGAAAGAGUCGCAAAAACCCAAUCUGAUAAAAGUUACCAAAUCAAGGUAUCAUUUUUAGAAAUAUACAAUGAAAUGAUCCGUGAUCUCCUUAUAAUUACCAAUGAAGUCCUUGAACUUAGAGAAGAUUCCACCGAAGGCAUCCAUGUUGCUGGCCUAACUGUGAUAGAUGUCGAUUCACCAGAGGAAGUCAUGGACUUGCUCUUCUUUGGCAAUGCAAACCGUACUCAGGAGGCAACUAAUGUAAAUGCCACCAGUUCAAGAUCACAUGCUGUCUUAGAGAUUCAGGUAGAGCAGAAAAAUAAGUCAGAAGAUGUCAAUGAAGAUAUCAAUAUUGGCAAACUCUCUAUGAUAGAUCUUGCUGGCUCUGAAAGAGCAGCAAGAACUCAUAAUAGAGGUAUCAGAAUGGUCGAAGGAGCUAUGAUCAACAGGUCUCUUCUUUCUUUAGGAAAUUGUAUCAAUGCUUUAGUAGAAAAUAUGAAAAAUGGUAGAAAUCAGCACAUCCCAUACCGCGAUUCUAAGCUAACCAGACUUCUCAAAGACUCACUAGGAGGGAACUCUAGGACAGUAAUGAUUGCGAAUAUUUCCCCAAGUAAUCUCUGUUAUGAAGACACCAGCGGUACUCUAAAAUAUGCUAACAGGGCUAAGAAUAUUAAGACGACGAUCACCAAGAAUAUCCAGCAUGUAGAGCGUCACAUCUCAGAAUACACCAAGAUAAUCGCUGAGCUGAAGAGUGAAAUCUCCGUAUUAAGAACCCGGCUUGCUGAUGGGUCUCCCCCUGUACAAAUGAUCAUGAGUGAAGAAGAUACACAAAAAUUUCAAGAAGCUGAGAAAAACAGCGAGAAAAUAGAGGAGUUCCUCGAAAAACUCUCCUCACAUUUCCUCGAAGAAACCAAGCUCAUCAAGCGUGUUGAUGAACUGACUGCAAAACAUCGUAUGAACGCCUCCUCCACUGAGAACGCACAUGAGCUCCUCGUCGAACUUGAGGGAAAAGUCGGGAAAGGCCACAACAUGUAUACCCAAGUUCAGAAAGAACUUGAGAUCCUCAAUGAAAAUGACCAAAAUUUUAAGUCUAAAAUUGAAGACGCCGAAAACAAACUUGACGAGGUCAAAGAAGCCCGUAUGGCCAUCCGCAAGCAAUGGGAGGAGGAAGUAAUCCCUGAAUAUGGCAAAUAAACUCCUUGAUCUCCAAUAUGAGCAACAUUCACUAAUAAUCAGUAAAAUAAAAGGCCAGUUUUAUGAACAAGAUGUAGAUCCGAUCCUACCAGAUGAAGACCUGUCUAGGCAAAACACUGAGAUUCCAACACGAGAAUUACGUUUCAGUGCCAAUAAGAAGAAGUUAAAUGAGAACUUCUCACAGAAAAUUCUGUCUAAAACCUCUUCAGUGCCUGUUACAUCCACUGCUAAUGAAUCUCCUUAUGAGAGAAAGAAAAGAGAAAUUGAUGACAUGAUUGCAAAGAGAUAUCAAAACUUGAGUAAGAAGACCAAGAAGCUGUCCCAGAAACCUCAUAAAGAAUACCACCAAACUCCUUCAAAUUCAAAUUUUCUACCUCCAAAAAGCAACAAAGUUCGAGUUCCUCACUUUGGAAGGCACAGGCCUCCACAGAAUCGGAAGAAGGCUUACUAUGAUAAGGUCAGCACAGCUUCGAGCAAGAGCUCAAUCUCUGUAUCCAGGAACGACUUCAGCAUGCUACAAAUCUCAGGAACCAACAUUAACAAGGCAGAGGGUUACAAGCAUAUGCCCUUAUUCGGACACAAAUGUUCAACCAAAGAAGAACCAUAAGCCAGUGUACAUAUCAAAAAGAGAUAUCUCAGACGGUAUUUUAAGCUCGAAUGGGAAUAAAUUCUCUGCGAAAAUGCCCAUGGUCUUUAAGAAAGCUCACAAAGCGCAGGAAAAUACCCCACAACUUGAGAAUAUCGGCCCCAAGAUACUGAAUAUAGGAGGGAUGAAUAACUGGACUAACCGGUCGAUUGAUCUAUACAGCCAAGGGAAUUACUCCAAACACAACUUUUAGUUA
Moneuplotes crassus is the source of this 2671-nucleotide messenger RNA. The record is from the annotation of a GenBank genome assembly. NCBI's taxonomy places the organism in Eukaryota, Ciliophora, Spirotrichea, Euplotida, Euplotidae.